UUUACUAAUACUUCAUUUAUCUAUUUACAGCCUUUCCAGAGGUUUGUACAGACUGGCCGCAUUGCCAAAUGCUCGGCGGGUCCCUUGAAGGGCCGCCUAGUCGCCAUUGUUGACGUUAUUGAUCAAACACGCGUGCUUGUUGAUGGUCCCUUGACCGGUGUACCACGUCAGGAAUACAGAUUGAAUAAUCUACAUCUGACCAAAUACCGCAUCAAGUUCCCCUUCACUGCCCCCACACGUAUUGUACGCAAAGCAUGGAAGGACAGCGACAUGAAAGCCCAAUGGAAGGCUAGCCCAUGGUCGUCAAGAUCACAGAAUAUUUGCAAGCGCUCUCAUUUGAAUGAUUUCGAUCGUUUCAAGCUGCGUUAUGCCAAGCGUCAACGUAACAAGUUGCUCACCAUUGCCUUCAACACACUGAAGAAGCGUACCAAGUCUGACGGUACAGAGCGUAAAUUGAAGAAGGACAAGCGCGAACGUAUCCGUGAAUUGAAGGCGCAAGGUGUGAAGAAGGGUGCUGCUAAAAAGUAAACACCGUCUUUUAACUUUUCAGCUUAGUAUGCUCGUGUACUAGUUGACUACUUUUCGGAGGAAAAUAAAGUUAUUUUAUAGGAAUAAAGAAA
This is a messenger RNA of Bactrocera neohumeralis, 620 nucleotides long. It is a transcript of the gene RpL14, whose product is annotated as 60S ribosomal protein L14. Gene Ontology annotation, cellular component: ribosome; cytosolic large ribosomal subunit. The record is from RefSeq and is a predicted model, not a curated record. Gene Ontology annotation, biological process: ribosomal large subunit biogenesis; translation. The transcript is spliced from 3 exons. Gene Ontology annotation, molecular function: structural constituent of ribosome; RNA binding. The annotation marks the transcript as partial. Lineage: Eukaryota; Metazoa; Arthropoda; Insecta; Diptera; Tephritidae.